ACUCCAUACAAUUCAACCUCCGUGCUGACUGAACAGUGACCGACUAACGCACCCUACGCUCACCAUACUUUUCUGGUGCUCCGUGAUAAGAAGAGAUUUUAGCACGGCCACGGGAUUCUUUCGUCCCAAAGCCUGGCUUGUAUCCCAGUUUACCUGCACCGCUAAUAUUCCGCCCUCUAAAGAUUCCCCUGACUUGGAACUUCCGCUCCGACACCCGGUUGAUUUACCACCAUCUUCGUUUUGAAGUCUACGCGUCGUCUGAGUCGAAUUUCCUUGAGAGAUUUAUUGUUGUAUUGGAAUGGUCUGCACGGGUUGAAACGUUGAGAUCGAACGGAUCGGAUCAUGUCGACAUUUGGCACCCGGUCGAACAGUCGACCGUCGAGCAAAGAUGGGCCCAAGAAGAAUAUCUGGUCGUCCAUGUUGGAUAAUGUUGCGAAUGGGAAGCGAUUGCCGGAGAAGAAUCUUCUGAUACUGGGAGGGACACCGGAGAGUCAGCGAGAAUUCCUAGAGACAUUUUCUGCAGAUACAUCGGAACCUGGUCUUUCAAACGACAAGCGCAAAGGGAGGAUACCGCCAAUCGCCAACCAGUUUGCACUGGGAUACACAUAUCAGGAUGUGCUGGAUGCUGAUCAAGAAGACACUCUCGCACGAGUCUCCGCAUACCUCCUCUCCGAACCUUCGCCGUCCUUUGCCCCCCUCCUCAAACCGCUCUUGACCCCUCAAUCCGUCCCGGAAACAUUGGUCGUGCUCCUGCUAGACUGGUCAGACCCCUGGACAUGGAUCCGGCAACUGAGAGAAUGGAUCCGUCUUCUUCGCCAAGUGUUGAUUUCGCUCGAUGACCCGACGAAGAUUGCUAUGGAGGAAACAAUGGUUGAAUGGAGAGAUCGCAAAAGGGCUAUGGAUUCAAGUUCCGCGGGUGCGCAGGGGUUGGCUAGCUCUGGGGGACCGGUUACGAUACCCCUGGGUUCUGGUGAAUGGGAUGAACCGCUGGGGAUUCCGAUGUGUGUGGUUUGUCAGGGGGCCGAUAAAAUCGAGAAGCUCGAGAAAGAGCACGGUUGGCACGAGGAGGAGUUUGACUUUAUCCUUCAGUUUAUGAGAACGAUCCUCCUCAAACAUGGCGCAUCACUCAUAUACACGACACCGUUCCUCGCAAAUUCGUUACAAAGCCUAUUGCACUCCUCCCUCGGGAUACAUUCGCUCCUCAAGAGACAAUCCCUUAAACAUAACGUUAUCGACCGCGACAAGAUCCUGGUCCCCUCUAAUUGGGACUCGUGGGGCAAGAUCCGGAUUAUCAGAGAAGGCUUCGACAUGGAAGGCGUAUCAACAGCCUGGUCAAUCGAAAUCCAAGACCCACCCGAAUUGCUGAACUAUAACGAGUCUCCAGAAGACGCACCGCAGGAUGGUAUCGAAGCAGAAGACGGCUCCAGCGCAGUAGCAAUCUUCGAGCAAACGAUCAAAGAUCCCAAGCGGGAUUACUCAAUCGCCCCCCCUGGUCGGCAACAAAGCGACAGCAAGGUGGAAGUCGAGACCUCGGAUAUGCAGAGCUUCCUUGCAAAGCAACUGGAAGUUCUUGAUAAGCAGAAACAGGAGGAUGAUAAGGAUAGGGAAGUGCACCAGAUGCCUCAGAUGGAAAUGUCCCCUCUGGAUAAUAACGGGCGGGUCAAUGAGUACAUUGGUCCCGUCGAGUAUAACAAGGACGGUAUCCAGGUAGAUGUCGAUGCCUCGCUGCAGGGUAUUAAGGAACGCGAGGCCAAACGCGGAAAAGAAGCCCUGGUAUCUACUGGAGACGAGAAAGCACACAACCAAGCUCUCGCCGACUUCUUCGCCGGUCUAGUCCGCAAACCUCAAUCUCGUGGAAGUCCUUCAGCAUAAUCGACCAUUUCGUCCUUACGAUUCCGAUCUCUACAUGCCGCCUUCUUCUCCAGCGACAUUCUCUUUCAUUAUUUCCCUUUUGGUUUGUACACAUUACCAUAUUUUCACCGUUCAUGCGUCACAUAGAUAGAAUCCGGGCAUUAAGGUUGUUGCUGUCGUUGAUCUACGGUAGAUGGGUAUGGACAUGGAUAACCAUACGCUUUGGGC
Aspergillus ruber CBS 135680 is the source of this 2079-nucleotide messenger RNA. RefSeq names its product dynein family protein. The coding region runs from base 343 to 1872 and encodes 509 amino acids. The record is from RefSeq and is a predicted model, not a curated record. Gene Ontology annotation, biological process: microtubule cytoskeleton organization; microtubule-based movement. Gene Ontology annotation, cellular component: cytoplasmic dynein complex; centrosome. Gene Ontology annotation, molecular function: dynein heavy chain binding. The transcript has 6 exons. Lineage: Eukaryota; Fungi; Ascomycota; Eurotiomycetes; Eurotiales; Aspergillaceae.